GUAGAAAGGAGAGAGCCGUACACAGAGACAAUUGAAGGAGGAAACAAUUUACAGCUGCUCUCUCCUUCUAUUUUGUUAACCGCCUUUCUCCAAAGCGCCCAACCUGGUGAAAAGCAGUGUUCAUUCCUUCCCCUCCCUGGCUCAGCGCCCCUCCCUUUCUAGAGCUCCCUCGUGCAAGGAGCGUGUCGUGGCCCCUGCUCUUGAGCUGCUCUCAUUGGGAGCACUGAGCUGAGCUCAUGGCCUGGCCGGGAUUUGCAGCCGCCACUGCCUCUGCCGCCACCGCCCGUCUCCAGCUGGUGUGAGCUACAGACCAACUGCCUGACGGAAUAACAAACCCAAAGCGGUGGCUGAGCCCUGAGCCACGGACGCGGCGCAGGGGCUGAGCCCGCGGAUGUUUCUGGUCCGCUUUGGGAUUAUUCAAUGUCUGAUAAAGGAGUGACAGAGCCGAAUACAGCGCAGAGACGAUUCGAGCUGCAUGGGAGGAAAUGAGUGUGGCAGAGAAACAGCCACCCCCCGUACCUCGUGAGCGCCCGGUCACCCUCCUGGUACCCACUUGGACGAAAACAGGUAUUGCACUGUUGUAUGAUGAAGGGUCAGAAAAUGCUUUUGACAUCCGAUUGAAACUUACAAAAGAGAUACUCACAAUCCAAAAACAAGAUGUCAUCUGUAUUAGUGGAAGCAAUCAUAGUGCAAAUCACAGAACUGUUACACUUCGCAGACAACCUGUCGGGGGCUUGGGCCUAAGUAUUAAGGGAGGUGCUGAACACAAGGUACCUGUCGUCAUCUCAAAAAUAUUCAAAGAUCAAGCAGCUGACCAAACAGGAAUGUUAUUUAUAGGAGAUGCAGUAAUACAGGUUAAUGGCAUUAAUGUAGAAAAAGCAACCCACGAAGAAGUGGUACAUCUAUUACGAAAUGCUGGCGAUGAAGUUACCAUCACUGUUCAGUAUUUAAGGGAAGCUCCAUCAUUUCUGAAGCUCCCAUUAGGGUCUCCAGGACCAUCUAGUGAUCACAGCAGUGGGGCUUCUUCACCUCUCUUUGAUAGUGGUUUACAUUUAAAUGGAAACUCUACCAACACAGCACCAUCAUCACCUUCCUCGCCCAUAGCUAAUGAACCAAAAUAUGAGAAGCGAUGGCUAGAUGCCUUAUCAAUUCCUCUCUCAAUGGCUCGAAUCUCAAGGUACAAAGCUGGAACAGAUAAAUUAAGAUCUAACGCCUUUGAAGUGCUAGCCCUGGAUGGAGUCAGUACGGGCAUCAUUCAGUUUUAUACAACCCAGGAGAAUACUGACUGGCUAAGAGCAAUAUCAGCUAACAUUGGUGAUUUGACACUCCAAAAUAUGAAAAUGGCAAAUAAAUGCUGUUCUCCUUGUGACCAGGUUAUACAUAUGGGGUGGGUAAAUGAAAGGCCCCAGGGAACUGAUUCAUCUCAACCCUUCAAACACAAGUUCCUGGCCCUGAAAGGUUCAUCCUUCUACAUUUUCAGCACUCCACCGGUGAGUACAUUAGACUGGGUGCGAGCUGAAAAAAUCUAUAACCUCUGUGAGGUACUAUUUAAAGUUCACAAGCUCUGGCUUGCUGAUGACUACUGGUUACAGGCAAACUUUUAUCUAGGUCUUCACCAGGACUAUGACCUGGAAGACCAACGACCAUAUUGCUUCAGUGUCAUGGUUGGACAGGGAAAAAGUCAUUUUUUCAAUGUAGAGCUAGGGAGUGAGCUAGCUGUGUGGGAAAAAUCAUUCCAAAGAGCCAUUUUCAUGGAAGUUCAAAGGACAGGGUCCAAAACAUAUAUGUGCAGCUGGCAAGGAGAAGCACUGUGCUUCACGGUGGAUUUUGCUUUGGGAUUCACCUGUUUUGACAGUAAAACAAAGAAUGUUCUCUGGAGGUUUAAAUUCUCUCAGCUUAAAGGAUCUUCAGAUGAUGGGAAAACUCGAGUAAAGCUGCUAUUUCAGAAUCUAGACACCAAACAAAUUGAAAUGAAGGAACUUGAAUUCCAGGACCUGACAGCUAUUUUACAUUGCAUACACUCCUUUAUUGCUGCAAAAGUGGCAUCGAUAGAUCCCAUGUUUAUAGACAGCCAGAGUGUUGCAAGAAGAUACAUGUAUAGCAACUGAAAAUUGUUCCUGUCAAGUGAUGACUGAAAAUUAAAUUAUUUUCUUAAGACAUUAAUUCUUUCCUGAACAAUAUUGCAACUUUGUGUGAUUUUAUAAUGAGCCUAUAGUUGUGAUACCAAUAAAAUAUGUAACUAGUUUCCAAAUUUGGGUCAUACUUGUUAAACUUGACAAUUUGGAACAUAUUUGUUCAAGGCAAUCAGCUUGUUGUAUAUAACAUAAAUCAGAAUUCCCAAGUACAGUGAUCCAUAACAUUUCUAUUAUCAUUUUUAUAAGAAAUAUGGAACACUAAGGACUUGACUGCCCCUGUUGGGAAGAUUCAUUAAUAAUAUUAAUGGAGAGACUGGGGUUCCACUGUUUUGUUUUCUCUUAAAAGGGGAGAGGCUGGCUUGGUCUUCUGGUCUUGCUUUUAUGAGAGAUGAUGUGAGGGAGAUGAGACAUCGAACUAUAAUUCCUACAAUGUAGGUUCUUCACAAUAUUUUUUUCAAAUAUUUUUCUUCUCAAAAGA
Messenger RNA from Sarcophilus harrisii (Tasmanian devil), 2613 nucleotides. RefSeq names its product syntrophin gamma 2 (gene SNTG2). The transcript has 17 exons. Lineage: Eukaryota; Metazoa; Chordata; Mammalia; Dasyuromorphia; Dasyuridae. Bases 486 to 2108 code for a protein of 540 amino acids. Gene Ontology annotation, molecular function: structural molecule activity; protein binding. The record is from RefSeq and is a predicted model, not a curated record. Gene Ontology annotation, cellular component: intracellular anatomical structure; dystrophin-associated glycoprotein complex.